This is a messenger RNA of Rotaria sp. Silwood1, 1557 nucleotides long. The record is from the annotation of a GenBank genome assembly. Lineage: Eukaryota; Metazoa; Rotifera; Eurotatoria; Philodinida; Philodinidae.
AUGAAUAAAGUUAAACCUUAUGUGUUAUUACUUUGUUCUUUUAUUGGUAUUGAUAAUAAUCGUUUCGAACAACUAGCACUUGAUAAAUGUCAAGCAAUAGAUUUAACAUUAGAUUAUAUACAAUCACCAUAUGAAUCACAUUUUGAACGAUUUUAUUUAUACGUCCUGCCUCGUAUCAUCGAUAAAAUUCAAUCGUUGACACUCUACAUUGAACAUGUUCCCAAAAUUAUCAGUUUUGUUGAAAAAAAUUGUGGUGGAAUUCUUCCAAAUUUGACACAUUUAAGAAUAAUGCUGUGUAUGCGAAAACCUAAAACAGGCACACCUUUUACGCUAGGAAAUGGUAUUUACAGUAUUUACCGCGAUUGUCCUCUCCAUUCAAUUGUACCUCAAUUUUGUCAACUAAAUCCAACUAUUAGUAGUCAAAUCUUAUCUAGUUUCGAUUCUUCACCAUUUAUGGGUUCUAUUGUAUCAAUUGAAGUUGAUGAUGGCUGUAUGUUAUCCAAUAUUUUUUAUGAUCACGAGUUGUUUUUUCCGCAAACAAAUCAAUUAACACAUAUCCAAAUAACAUUAUGUUAUUUUAACGAUUGUAUUUGUUUACUUACACAAUUGGGUACACAACUCUGUUCAUUCAGUGUCAGCAUUAUAUAUUUUAGUAGUUUCGGAAAAUGUCUUAUUUAUAAAAUACCAUCGAUUUUGUGUCCAAAUAUAAAACAUUUGACAAUGAGAAUCUAUCGUAAUUUUGAUCCCUAUAAGGAAUGCCUUGUACCUCUUUUACAACGUUUCUCAAAUGUCGAAUAUUUAACAUUAUUAUUAGCUAUUGAUAAAACAAAAUCUAUACCCAAUCCUUUUAUUGAUGGAUAUGAUUUACACAAUGACAUUAUUUCUUACAUGCCUCAUUUAUCUCAGUUUCAUUUUCACAUUCGUUCUGUAUUAGAAAAUGCUCCACAUAUUGAAAUUGAUACAAUUCGUCAAAGUUUUAUGAAACAACAUAAUCAAUUUAUUGAUUGUACAAUCGAUUAUUUCAAUAAUAAUUAUGGUCAAUGUCAAAUCUAUUCACUUCCAUUUAUUGGUACUCGUCUUGACUUUAUUUCCAAUCGAUUUCCACUUUUUGAUAUCAAUAACACAUUCACAAUGGUAACUGUCUUAUUACUUUUCGAUGAUAUUAAACCAUUCGAAAGUGUUUUCUUUGAAUGUCUUGCUCAAGCUCUACCUUAUCUUAAAACACUUGAAGUAAUUAAUGAACUUGAACAACAAGAGAAUAUAACAGUAUCGACAAACAAUCUUAAGUUUACUCAUUUAACUACACUGAUUUUAUUUGAUAUUCAUAUAAACUAUGCUGAACAAUUACUUUCUCGAAUUUAUCUACCUUGUUUAAACGAACUUGCCAUUAAUAAAGAUAUAUUGUUAGCAAUAAUCGCUCAAGAUCAACAUCAAACAAAAGAUAAUUGUUCUAGAGUAGAAAGAUUACGAACUUCCAAACCAUUAUCUGACUCAUUAAAUGCUAUUCGAAACUAUUUUCCAUCAAACUCCUAUGUGCAGCAUCCGAAGGAAGAAUAG